Seminavis robusta is the source of this 601-nucleotide messenger RNA. Lineage: Eukaryota; Bacillariophyta; Bacillariophyceae; Naviculales; Naviculaceae. The record is from the annotation of a GenBank genome assembly.
AUGGCGGACUCACCCCAAGUCGAGGAAAGCGAGAAAGCAGAGGGUAGCGUACCCCGCGAAUCUGCAAGCUCUCCGGUUGCUCCUGAUCCAUUCCCACGGAAAACUUGGGCAAUGCCAAAAGCGCCACCAAAGGUGGAGGGCACAGAUCCUGCCAAGAAGAAAUCUCUCUUGGAGAUCAUGGAAGAAGAACGCAACAAAGAGCAAGAGACAAAGGUGACCGAGCAAAGGAAAUUGGUACAACGGCUCGAACAGGAGGAAGAAGCAGCUUUGCUAAAGGCGAUGCAAGCUUCCAUGGCGACUGGCGAAAGCGGUCAGGAAGAUGACAUGGAUGAAGACCUCAAAAUGGCAUUGAUGAUUUCCAUGCAAGAUCAGGCACAAAGUCACGGCAAGAUGCCACCGUCGACCCCCUCGGCGGCAGUAGCAUAUUUUCCAGCCACGGCACAAGUGCCUCCGGCCGCCGCCGCCGCUGCUGCAGUUUCCAACGACGGUGGGUUGACAGAGGAGGAAAUGAAGGAAAUUGAACGGGCUCUCCAGGACGCCGAUGCUGCUGAAAAUUCCACGGUAGACGCCGCAUCAUUAAAGCUGGCUCUAGAUGAUCUCU